UGACAAUUUUUGCCUUUUGUUAACAUUCAUAUUGCGCCGAACUCAUCAGUCAGAUUUCAUGCCAUUUAUUUUUGUAUUGAAUUUUGAUGGAGCAAAUUUGUUGGUGUCUUCUAUACAAGUAAUACUGAAGAUGAAGGUAUUACUAAGCACUGAGGCAAGGAAGCUAGUAUAUUUUGCUGAGUGGUCAUUGAUUUUAUUUUCUAUAUUUAUGAUGGUUUCGUUUUUAGGUGGUGAAGUAUACUUAAAAAGAACCAACAUGCUGAACAGUAGUAACAACGAUAACGACAAUGAUGGCGUUGUCGGACACACAUUCCAGAACCUGUACCCAGCCAUUUUUCAGAGCUUCUCCAUUAUACUCUUCGGUUAUGUGUCCGGACGUGUAAAACUUUUAAACGCUACACAGUCAAAAGGUCUUGGAAAUUACAUCACAUACUUUGCAUUACCAGCCCUCCUCCUCAAGUCAAUGGUGGAACUGAACUUUGGAAAGGUUAACUGGCUGUUCUGGACAGCAAUAUUAAUCUCGAAAGUGAUAGUGUUUUUGAUAGUGUUUAUAUUUACGUUGAUUCUUGGACGCAAAUGUGAUAUCGGGUCAGCAGGGAUCCAUUCAAUUGCGUGUACCCAAAGUAAUGAUUUUGCUCUUGGUUAUCCUAUUAUUGUCACCUUGUAUAAAGACACGCAUCCAGAGUUCAUUCCAUACCUGUACCUCUUUGCCCCAAUCUCAUUAGUCCUCCUCAAUCCCAUUGCGUUCAUCUGUCUUGAGAUCCAGAAGAACCGCCACGCGUCAAUGUCAUGGGGUGCCAUGCUGUUCAAAGUCUUCAAAGGAAUCAUUCUCAAUCCAGUUGUGCUCAUGGUCCUAAUUGGACUGAUAGGAAACUACGUCUUUAGUCAAACUGUACCCACCUUGAUUAAGUCUAUUCUAGAGACACUGAGUGCAUCGUUUUCGGCAACAGCGUUGUUUUAUCUCGGCCUAAACAUGGUUGGCAAGAUUAAGCAGGAUACUGGCUUUUUCUUUGUUACACCAGUAUUACUAAUUGCUGCUAAAUUGGUUUUAUUACCUCUAGUUGCCAGACAAGUAGUCUAUGCCAUGAAACCAGGCGGAGCCGAUUCAAAUCUGACUACUGAUUUCAGCACAUAUGGUUUCUUGUAUGGUACAAUUCCAGCCGCUCCCACCGCAUUUAUCUUUGCCUCUUAUUAUGGGAUAGCAACAGCUGUUAUUGCAACAGCGAUGGUGUUAGGAACUUUCAUCUCUGCUCCAUUGAUGUUUAUAACAGCUUCUAUGGUAACACUGCCUGUAGAUUAUCCAGACAAGUAUAAUAUGUUUCUGUCAGAUGUCUCAUACGAUAUCAGUUGGAUCGGUUUUGGUUCCUGUUGCUGGAUUCUUCUAAUUUUUUUGCUUGGAAGAAGAUACUUGCGUCUACCUCAUAAGUUUACAACCAAUCUAGUUGUUGCACAGAUGCUGAUGUGCAUUGGAUACAUUCUCUUGGUAUCGUGGAAAAACUGCACAUACUGGCAACACCUUGUCCAACACACCAUCUUCCUCGUGGGUGUGUUCAGUGCCCGUUGUUGGGCAGCUAUGAUAUCUGUCGCCCUCUGCCUGCUGCGAUGCCGUAGUACCUGCUUUGUUCUACAGCACAAGUUCUGGUUUUACUUUUAUGGCUGGGGUGUCCCAAUGGUUGUGGUUGGUGUUUUAGUUGCUGCUAGUAACUUAAAUGAUGACCUGAUAUCACCUGUAUUUGGUUACGGCAGAUCACAGCUGAUCACAUCCACAUUGAUGUUAGUGCUCAAUAUUCUAUUGACUAUCAUUCCAUUGGUGAUUCUGCAACGUAGAGAUCGUUUCCAUCAUUCUACUUAUGAACAAUUACAAGGAGAGUCACAUGACAGAAAUCCAGAAUCUGAUACUCUCCUCAAUACUACAGAAGAUGAAGAUGAUAUUUCAGAUGAUAGUGAUGUAGAGAAACCUAUCAACUCUGGUUCCUACCAGGCUACACCCAAGAAAGGAGUUCUCGACAUCGAGGAUAUUGCCAGAGAUGGCAUCCAGAACUUGAGCGUCCAGAUGUGUUCAGCAUCUUACCAAUGCUCCCCUCAACGGAAGGAUCACUGCCGCAGCAUGUUGCUGCAUCGCAGACGACAAGAGAGGCGUCUCAGUAUGUUUUCUAGCAUGUCAGAGUCUGCUAAACACCAGAUAGGUAGACACUUGGUGCUGCUUCUCUUGCUGAUCCUCUCCAUGGUGGUGGGUUUGUUUUUAUGUACAUGGAAGAUAUUUAACAACACUGAAUCUGGGAUCUAUAUAGAGCUGGAAUUCCUUGAUAGUGUCUUUAACUACGGUCAGGGAUUUUUUGUGCUAGCAGUGUUUGGAUUUGAUACGCAGUAUGUUUUAGUACCUUUCAUCAAAACGAUUAGACUUCGUGGUAUAUUACUGAAACGUUCUGGUGGCUGCUUUAACGGUUUCCGUAAAUAUUUCUAUGGCGUCAAACAAGUACAUCUAGAGGACCCGUCGGAUUUAAGCCCGGAGGUCCUCCACACUUGUGAUCAGUUCCUUGUACAUCAUGUCGCAAAAUGUAAAAAUGAAAUUGUUCAAGAUUUAAGGUAUCAUUUCAAGACUUAUUCAAACGUGUUUAAAGGAUCUAAACUCGUUGAUUGGUUACUAGAUAUUGGGCUCGCUGAAGAGCGUGCUGAUGGAGUGGAUUAUGGAAAACGACUCCUACAGGGCCGAGUUAUACAGCACAUAUUACAAGAACACAAUUUUGAAGAUUGCAAUUAUUUAUACGAGUUUAUACCAUCAUCAUCUUCAAGUUCAAAUUCUGAGACUCCCGAAUCUGAUAAUACUAGUACUCAAAAUGAAAGUGAUUGAGAUAUUUUUGUCUAGAAGUUGUUAUUCCUUCCAUUGUUAUUAAAUAGUGUUUUUUCCCUGGUCAUUGGAUUGCAGAGUUUGUUAAACAUAGUUUGUAGAGUGUUCCUGUGCCAUGCAUGUUUUUUUUUAAUUUUUUUAAUUAAACUUUAUUUACCGAGGGUAACCCAAAACAGCGGUUAGCUGACAAUCAUGGGGCCCUUACAUAAAAAAAAAGCAAAAUACAUAACAACAGCAAGGCAAAGUUAACAAGUUAAUAUAAAAAUAUAUAUAGACAUAAAUGGGAAAAAAAGAAGCAUGUAUGUACAAAGAUUUAAAAGCAUUAAAAAAGCAUUUAAAAGGCAUUAAAAAAGGUAUUUUAAAAAAUGGUAUUAAAAAAUGGUGACUUUCAGGGACAGUUCCGUAUAGAUUUUUCUUUGGUUGUAAGAUAUUUCUUUAACAUUUUUUUAAAUAAGUUUAAAGAAGAUGCAUUUUGAAUUUCAUAUGGUAGAGAAUUUUAAAAUUUUGGAGCUUUGUAGAUAAAACUGUCUCUGAAGGUCUCAGUUUUGGGGAAUGGAGUUAUAAAACACCCCCGGGUAGCAUUGUGGGUACGUCUGGUGGGAAGUCUGGCAAGAUGUUGAGCUAAAUAGUCCGGGGCGAGACCAUUGGCAGAUCUAAAAGCCAGACAGUCCAGUUGAAAAUGUAUACGAUCUUUCACUGUAUGUAGGUUGAGGGUGUUGUAAAUGUUGAUUCGUGGGGUGAGUGGAUGAGCGUUAAGAAUGAUGCGAAAAGCUUUGUUUUGCAUGACUUGUAUUCGGUCAAUAUAUAAAAGUGGUUCUAAUUAAAGAAGGUGCUUAUAUAGUAUGUUUACUUACCAUAGUCCAUGAUCAUCCAAAAUCUUUCAACACCUUGUCAUUGGUGACAAGAGGUAAGCAUGUAAAUAAACGCCGUGACCAAGGUUACUUGCCUUGACUCAGCUCAUGACCUUUUCUAUUGCCAAACCUCCAUAAAAAUGGGUAUUAAAAAAAAUAUGAUAAUAAUUUAUCGCUGUGUUUAGUAUAUCAAAGUCAAAGUAAAUUUUAUUAAUCCUUUAAAAAAGGAAACUGCAAACUCAUAUUUGUAACAUUAAAACAUUGAUAUAUUAUAAUACAAGUAAAUCUCCAAAAUCAUUUUUUUAAAUGAAAAUUUAAAAAUUCCCAAAAACUAGAAUUAAAAGCAGAAGUUGCCAAGGCCUGAUACCUUGAUUUUUUUUUUUUACAAAAUAUUUAUUUUUGUGCUGUGUUGUAGAAUUUAAUAAAAUAUUAUUGAAAAUAGUAUAUACAAGUACUUUUUAUAAUACUAAAUAUUGGUAUAGUUUUUACUUAAAAUUUGACAAUAUUCUUGUGUUAUUACUGAGUCUGUUAAGCCUCGUCAGGGUCAUCAUCGACAUUGUAUGGUUGUAAUGUUUAUUAGCCAUUCCGGCUCCCUAUUACAAUUGUUAGUGUCAAAUUGUUUGUUAUUAAUGAUGUGUUUAUCAAAAUGUAAAGUGUGUACAUUUAAAAAUGGUUUUCUUGUUAUAUAAGUUAGUGCACAUUGGUAAAUAAAAGCCUAAUGUAGAUAUUAGGGAAUAUAAUAAUGAAUGAUUAAUGUAUAAAAUAGAUAAAUAUACUACUGUUUUGUAUAUAGUGUACCAGUACCUACAUGACAUGGGUAUUUAUCUUUGAUUAAGCUUAGCUAUACAUGCUACAUUUAGUGCCAUAACUGUGUGUGAGUAACAAUGGCUUUAUGUCUGUUUUAUAUGAAUUUAUAUAAGAUAUUUUAUAUUAUUUUGUAUUGUUUUUUUAAUUUUUUUUUAAUUUUAUAAUAUUCACCAAGAAUUUAAAAUUUAUACUUUCAAUAUUUGUUUUUUUUUUUUAUAUCUAUACCUAUAUGGCAGAAUAAGUUAUAAGUUUAAAUUUACAUAUUUCUAAACAUUUUAACCAUGGGAUCUACAGCCAUAAUAUAUGUGCAAUUUGAGUGGCACACUAGCCUAUGAUUGAGGUGGUGGAACGAGUCAUCUCGGAUAAGGACUAUAAACUGUAGGCCCAGUGUAGACAAUUGGCUGUAUGUGCACUUUAAAGAACCUAUUACAUUUUUCGAGACAAGUAGGGAGUUACCUUAGUGUACUGGUCCAUACAACCCCUGUCACCCUACAGUAGUUCACCCAAAGGUCCUUUACAGGAUGUAAGAGAGAGUGAAACAAACUUCAGAGAUAGUAUAAAAAUAAUCAGAAUAUGAAACGAAGUCUGAAAAGAAGUUUUACAGCCUUUAAUAGAUUUAAGAAAUAUAAGAAAAAUAUAAAUAAAUAUAGAAAUAAAUAAUAAUAGAAAUAUAAGAAAAUAUAAAAAAAAGUGUUAAGUUCGAAUUGAAGAAUAAUAUUUGCUGUGAGUGCAGUUUAAUGAUGUACAAAUUAUGCGAGCUUAUGUGCUGAAAAUGCUUAAAUCCUGAGCUUUCUCCCUCUGUGAUUGGUUGCUUUGCAUAUGCUUGCUGUCAAUUAGAAUGUAUUGUGUCUAUCACGUUUUGUCCUCCUGAUCACUGCCAGUAACAGUGAGUGUCUUAUAAUGGAGAAUAUAAUUUUCCAUGUAUUGAAAAUAUUUUUAUUCUAUUAUUUCAUUUUGGAUUUCUGCUUUAAAGUUCAUGAAAUUUAAUUUGCAAUAAAAUGAAAAAGGUACAUGUAUGAAAAUACAGUGGCAUAUCUAAAGGGAAUAGGGGCGUACCAUUCCCCCACACCCACAGGUGCUAUAGGUGCCGACCGCUAUUGAAGUGGUAAAAAAUCAUUUUGCAUGUCACUUAAUCACCUUAUUGUAUCAGGUGCUUGACUCCACCACCUUCCAAUUUCAUAGGGUUUGUGGAAAUAUGCCUAGAUAUACCACUGAUACAUAAACUGUAAAAGAAACAGACAAAACAUUAUGUCAGAAUUGUUCGUAAUGGUGCUAGAAAAAUCAAAGACAGCAACUAUCUGAUUCUGAGACUAAAUUAGUCUAUUGCUAUCUAUUAUUGAUUUAUUUUUGCACGAGCUUUCGCUGCCAGUCGACGCCAGUAUCAUCUGAGUUAGUGUAACUUAAGCCAGAAAAGUUAAUUGUGUUUUUCCGAGUUGAUAAAUAGUGUAAGUACGUUAAUAACAUACCUUACCUUUCAGUGAAAUGUAGAGUUCACGUCCUUUUUGUAUUGUGUUUUGCUUGGCCGAGCAUUAAACAGAUUAAUUUUGUAUAAA
Molecule: messenger RNA, 6059 nt
Organism: Anneissia japonica
Lineage: Eukaryota; Metazoa; Echinodermata; Crinoidea; Comatulida; Comatulidae
Product: integral membrane protein GPR155-like
Exons: 14
Coding region: 59-2851 (930 amino acids)
Biological process (GO): transmembrane transport; intracellular signal transduction
Cellular component (GO): membrane
Source: RefSeq, a predicted model, not a curated record